AUGGAUUUACCAUUUCCAGUCUUGAGGCCUCAUUUCACAUUUCCGGAGUGGUUUAACGCGGAUAAUCCUUGUGAUGAAGACGCAGAAUUAACAAAGCUAGAACAAGCACAUCAGCGCACGUUGACCUCAUAUACGAAACGUUGUGUAAAACAUGCUCCGGUGCAGAAGCCCGAAUCCGAACCAGUAGAGGAAGUAGAGACAGAGUAUGAGGGUGGCAAUGAAGACGCCGAAGAGUCGGAAGACUCUCAUGACGUUGAUGAAGAUGAACAAAUAACAACAGCAGAUUCUCCCGACUUUACUAUAACGGAUCAAGAACAAAUCAUUCAUGACGAUGACUUCAUACCAGACGUUGAAGUGAUCGAAGGAAAUAUUUGGCCAUAUAACAUUCCUGAUCAGUAA
Molecule: messenger RNA, 399 nt
Organism: Pieris macdunnoughi
Lineage: Eukaryota; Metazoa; Arthropoda; Insecta; Lepidoptera; Pieridae
Source: the annotation of a GenBank genome assembly